ACGAGACCCUCUUAGCUCCCUUUAGGGUUUGGUGGGGGCUGUGCAUUUGGGUUCACAAGCUUUAUGCAAUUUCUUUCAUAGCUAGCCGCUCUCUCUUCCUCUCCACAAACCCACUAUAUAAUAUAUAUUCUCUUCCACUUUCCUUCAAACCCCAUUUCCGCACUCGCCAAAAUCUCACAAUACCUGCAAUGAGAAGGGGGUGUUCAAGAAUGCUGGAGGUUCUUGUUAUGGUGGCCCUGAGUUCUUGCUUGGCUUCUUCUUCUUACGCUGCUAACUUCUACCAAGAUUUUGAUAUGACUUGGGGUGGCAAUGGCACCAAGAUUUCUAAUGGAGGCCAGCUUCUUUCCUUGUCGCUAGACACCACUUCUGGGUCUGCUUUCCGGUCCAAGAAAGACUUUCUCUUUGGCAGAGUUGAGAUGGAGAUGAAGCUCGUUCCUGGAAAUUCUGCCGGCACUGUUACUGCCUUUUAUUUAUCUGCUCAAGGACCAACCCAUGAUGAAAUAGAUUUUGAGUUCCUCGGAAAUGUCACCGGCGAACCUUACGUCCUCCAUACCAAUGUCAUCACUCAGGGCAGAGGCGGCAGAGAGCAGCAAUUCUACCUAUGGUUUGACCCAACCAAGAACUUCCACACCUACACACUCGUUUGGAAGCCCCAACACAUCAUUUUUCUGGUGGAUAAGAUUCCCAUAAGGGUGUUCAAGAAUGAUGAAGAAAUUGGGGUGCCAUUCCCGAAUAAUCAGAGCAUGAAGGUAUACUCAAGCAUAUGGAAUGCAGAAGCCUGGGCCACAAGGAGUGGGGAAGAAAAGAUUGACUGGUCCUACGCACCGUUUACAGCUCAGUGCAGAAACUUCCAAGCCAAAACCUUCCCCAGUUCUCACCAGUUCACUAAUGGAGAAUGGGAAAGCCAAGAACUUGAUGACCAUGGAAAAAGCAGGUUGAAAUGGAUUCAGAAAAAGUUCAUGGUCUACAAUUAUUGCACUGACUUCAAACGCUUCCCAAUGGGCAUUCCUGGAGAGUGUAGAAUACCCAUGUUUUAGUUUUUGAUUUAGUUUUUCCACGAAAAAAUUAACAUUUAUGUAAAAAGAAGAAUUGGAUCUGUAAAACUGGAAAUUGAACGUUGGAUGGAGAGUUUGUUUAUUUGUUAUUUUAUUUGUGCUUAAAUAGUUUAUUGCUGACAGAAGAAGAUUAUAAAAUGAAGGGAAUAUAUUGCCGAA
Molecule: messenger RNA, 1214 nt
Organism: Ipomoea nil (Japanese morning glory)
Lineage: Eukaryota; Viridiplantae; Streptophyta; Magnoliopsida; Solanales; Convolvulaceae
Product: xyloglucan endotransglucosylase/hydrolase 2-like
Exons: 3
Coding region: 189-1037 (282 amino acids)
Biological process (GO): xyloglucan metabolic process; cell wall biogenesis
Cellular component (GO): apoplast; cell wall
Molecular function (GO): hydrolase activity, hydrolyzing O-glycosyl compounds; xyloglucan:xyloglucosyl transferase activity
Source: RefSeq, a predicted model, not a curated record